This is a messenger RNA of Phyllostomus hastatus (greater spear-nosed bat), 1090 nucleotides long. RefSeq names its product nicotinamide riboside kinase 2 (gene NMRK2). The record is from RefSeq and is a predicted model, not a curated record. The coding region runs from base 10 to 864 and encodes 284 amino acids. Gene Ontology annotation, cellular component: cytoplasm. Lineage: Eukaryota; Metazoa; Chordata; Mammalia; Chiroptera; Phyllostomidae. The transcript has 7 exons.
AGCUGGCCCAUGGCUAAUUUAGGCAAAAGGCAACGUGCAGCUAUUUCCAUCCAGUGGGAACAGGUGCUGGGGGGGGGGCGCCGUGCCCCCACCGAGAGAGCUACGCUGUCAACAGGCCGAGUGGCCUCCCUCGUGGCGCCCUCCCGGCUGCCCCGGACUAUAAAGGCGCCAGGUUUUCUCAAUGAAGCGGGACGCUGUGCACCGCGGCGUUGGACCCAACCUAGUGCCCGGGAUUCGGCAGGCAGAGGGCGAUCCCCGCCGACCCUCCGCAUGGAGAUGAAGUGUAUUGUGGGCAUUGGAGGCGUGACCAAUGGUGGCAAGACCACACUGACCAACAGCCUGAUGAAGGUGCUGCCCAACUGCUGUGUGAUCCACCAGGAUGACUUUUUCAAGCCCCAGGACCAAAUCGCAGUUGGAGAGGAUGGCUUCAAGCAGUGGGACGUGCUGGAGUCCCUGGACAUGGAGGCCAUGCUGAGCACCGUGCAGGCCUGGAUGAGCAACCCCCGGAAGUUUGCCCGUGCCCAUGGCGUUGCUGUCCAACCAGACACCUCGGACACCCACGUCCUUAUUCUGGAGGGCUUCCUGCUGUACAGCUACAGGCCCCUGGUGGACUUGUACAGCCGACGGUACUUCCUGACCGUCCCCUACGAGGAAUGCAAGUGGAGGAGGAGUACUCGAAGAUACGAGGUCCCCGAUCCCCCUGGCCUCUUUGACGGCCACGUGUGGCCCAUGUACCAGAAGUAUAAGCAAGAAAUGGAGGCCAAUGGCGUGGAAGUAGUGUACCUGGAUGGCAUGAAGUCUCGUGAGCAGCUCUUCCACCAGGUCCUGGAAGACAUUCAGAACUUGCUCCUGAACCACUCCUAGUGUGGCUGGGGCAGGAGGGGCCCAGCCCCGGACUAGAGGGACCCACAUAUGGUCCUGGCCGGAGUCGGCCAGGCUGGCGGCAUCCCAGCAGAGAACUACACGACCAUCUCCCGCUGUGGCAUCUGUGCACGUGAGAGUGGAGGCCCCACUCGCAGCUCAGUGUCUCUGGGCCCCAGGAUCCCGCCCCAAGAUGCCUCUGUAACCUCAGAGCAGCUCAAGUAUUAAA